Messenger RNA from Labrus bergylta (ballan wrasse), 1884 nucleotides. Lineage: Eukaryota; Metazoa; Chordata; Actinopteri; Labriformes; Labridae. The record is from RefSeq and is a predicted model, not a curated record.
UUCUGUCUUUCUUCAUCCUCCUCUCCUCUCCUUCAUCCUCCUCUCCUCCUUUCUCCUCUCCUCCUCUCCUUCAUCACUCCGAGCUGACACCAUGCUGCUGUUUAUUUCAUCACAGGCUUCAAAGGAGUUCAUAAUGUUCUCAGGUUUCCAUUGCUGUCGGCGGUGGCAGUCGGCCGUGUAAAUGUUUCACGUCUUGAUGCACGAGCUGUUCCUUCCUACACCGCUCAAAAAUCUGCGAUGAUCUAAUGAUCGGGGACCUUUAGUUAUUAUUAUUAUAGGAGUCUGGAGGAGGGAGGGGGCAGCUGGUAUCAUUACACAAAUGUGCUUUAAUAAGUCAUGUUCUCCUUUUUAAUAAGAAGGUUGGCUCUAUUUGUACGCUUUUUUUAAAGAAUGAGAGGGAACUUUUGCUCUCUUGUUGCCCCUGAGAGAGAGAUGAUAGACACUGAUUAAUACAGAGCAGCUGCCUGAUUUGGAUUCUUCUCACUCAUCAUAAAACUCCACAGCUGCUUACUGAUUCUACUUGCCUCAGGACAGGUUCUACUAGUGGUGCACGAUCUGAGAUUCAUAAUCAAUCAAUCAUGACGGGACAAUAUGCAGGGAGUCUACACUUCCUUGCCGCUGAGGUGGAGGUCAGAGCAGGCCGUGCAUGAAUGAGGAUGGCGGUGGUUGUGGGGGCGACACAGUCUGAUGGUGGGGGCUGGGUGCAGUGCCCCAUCACUUCGCUGAAGGUUGGGGGAGCUCCGUCUAUACUCGAGAGCCUGGCUUCUGCUGCCGGGACGAGGCCUCCUGAGCUUCUAACACACUGACACAGUAUUUUUUUUUAUGCUUUUCAUGGUAACGUUAGGAUACUGCAGUAUUACAGCAGUACAGGUUAAAAACAAGGAGAAAAGGACUAACCCAAAAAGUGAGUAAAGUAAGACAUAAUGCCUAAUGCUACAUGACAUUGUGCUGUCAUGGUUACAGAGAAGUCGCAAAGUGCUGUCCCGUUGGUAUUAAACCACAGCAGCCUCGUGCACAAAAUCACUUUCCAGGUGACGUCGAUUAAGUCUGUAAGGGCUCAGGGUUUGGGGAGGAAAUCGAGAUUUAGCCCAACACACUGAUGAUCACUGAGACUAUAUCUCAAUCUUUGAAUGAGAGUCCUGACUGACUUACAGGUCUUUUGAAAUACCGUGCCUUGGACUAUAAAGACACCAAACUGGCUCUGGUACAGAUGGGUUUGAGGUCUACACGGGAAAGACAAAGUCUCAGUCACAUAUUUUGAUCAGGAUGUUACAGUCUGUUUACAUACGUUUCUGCAUUUGGAAUACACAUUUUUGUGCUAAUAAAACAACUGAUCCAUGUAAUCUGAAGAUUUGUCCACCCCACACUCUCUCUCUCUCUCUCUUUGUGUUUGUCUCUCUGUUUCUGCCUCACUGACCUGCCUGCAUGGGUUUCCAGCCCGGUGAUGGAAGUGCCCACAGACAGUCCUCUGUCGGAGGAGCAGGCCAGGUUGUACUUCAGAGACGUCAUCCUUGGCAUAGAGUACUUGCACUACCAGAAGAUCGUCCACAGGGACAUCAAACCUUCGAACUUGUUACUGGGGGACGAUGGUCAUGUGAAAAUAGCAGACUUCGGGGUCAGCAACCAGUUUGAGGGCAACGAUGCGCUGCUGUCCGGCACUGCUGGCACUCCUGCCUUUAUGGCACCAGAGACGCUGUCAGACACACGGAAGAGCUUCAGUGGGAAGGCACUGGACGUGUGGGCCAUGGGAGUUACUCUCUACUGCUUCGUCUUUGGGAAGUGCCCGUUUAUUGAUGAGUACAUACUGGCUUUGCACAAUAAGAUAAGGACCAAGCUUGUGGAUUUCCCAGAAACGUAAGUCUGACUCCUGCGUCCUCCCUCCUC